ACCCUCCACCUCCUAAGCUCAACUCUUCAUAAAUAGACCAAAAUCCCAAAUUCUCCGAUUUUUCCGGCAGAUUCUUUUUUUUUCUUUUUAUUUACCGUUAAAAACCUGAACCCUAACUAUUUAAAGUGUCUUGAUUUUCAGUGUUUUCUGCAUGUUCGCUUGGGGCUAGACAUCCUGUCGGUUAGUUUCUAAGUAGAUAAGUUCAUAUUAUAGAGUCUGUGCAGUUUAUUUUGUUUGAAAGGUACGGAUUAGGAGUUGUAAGGUAUGGAAGUUCCAAGUGCGAAACAUGAAACAAGGCAUCGUAGGUUGACCCCGCUUAGGGUGUUAAGGGGUGUGAUAUGUUUGCUAGUGUUGCUUUUAACAGCUUUUAUGAUGAUAGUGUAUUGUGGCUUUUUUAGUACUGUUGUAUUGAGGCUUUUCAGCGUACAUUACAGCCGAAAAGUUACAGCUUUCUUCUUUAGUUCUUGGUUAGCAUUAUGGCCUUUUCUAUUUGAGAAAAUAAACAAAACCAAGGUCAUUUUUUCUGGAGAUGAUGUUCCUGCAAGGGAACGAGUUUUACUUAUUUGCAACCACAGAACUGAGGUUGACUGGAUGUACCUGUGGGAUCUUGCAUUGCGGAAAGAUUCCCUGGGAUACGUAAAGUACAUCCUUAAGAGCAGCUUAAUGAAAUUACCUGUAUUUGGUUGGUCAUUCCAAAUUUUGGAGUUCAUCCCUGUGGAAAGGAAGUGGGAGGUUGAUGAGGCAAAAAUGCGCCAGAUGCUUUCAAAAUUCAAAGAUCCUCGAGAUCCCCUUUGGCUUGUUCUCUUUCCAGAAGGAACAGAUUUCACUGAGCAGAAGUGCUUAAGAAAUAAAAAAUAUGCAGCUGAAAAUGGCUUGCCUAUCCUAAAGAAUUUGCUGCUUCCAAAAUCAAAGGGUUUUAAUGCCUGCUUGGAAGAUUUGAGGAGCACUUUGGAUGCAGUUUACGAUGUGACCAUUGGAUAUAAGCAUCGCUGUCCAUCAUUCUUGGAUAACGUCUUUGGGGUUGACCCUUCUGAAGUUCAUAUUCACAUCAGGCGUGUUACCCUGGAUGACAUCCCGUUGUCCGAAAGGGAAGUAACUUCUUGGUUAAUGGAUACAUUCCAACGUAAGGAUCAAUUGCUUUCUAAUUUCAAUUCCGAAGGUUAUUUCCCUCUGUAUGGAGCAGAAUUGAACCUCUCUACAGUCAAGUGCCUCAUAAACGUCAUGCUGGUGCUUGUCUUGACUGGUGCAUUCACAUUUUUAACCUUUUUCUCUUCCAUUUGGUUUAAGAUUUUUGUAUCGUUAUCUUGUUCCUAUCUGGUUUCGGCUACUUAUUUAAACAUCCGUCCAGAACCUAUCUUCAACUUUGUCAAAACUAGUCUUUAAACCUAAUUUCUUCCAAGUUAUUAUUAUGCAACUUCGAUAGGUAUUCAUUCACAAGCAGCAUCAAGAAGUGCUUGCCGGAAAAACUUCAUUUGACAUGACUUCCAGCAUCAUCCAAAUGGGAAGGUUCAUGUCGGGAGCUUAAAUAGCUUGUGGCCUAACGGAGAAUCUUCGGGGCGUCAAAAUUGCCUGUAUGUGCUAUUUUCAGAUAUCAACUUUGUUGUAAAAGUAGAAUUUUAGGUUCCAAUUCUCAGAAACUGUAUGAAAUCUCUAAAUAAGGUUUGCCAUUUCGCACAUUUUAUAGAAGCAUCAAUCAACGCCCAUUUGUUUCUAUUUAUCUUCAGAGAAUUUUCUCUGGUUUAAUGAUAUCCAAAGUGAAUCUCGUUUUGUGUAAA
Molecule: messenger RNA, 1775 nt
Organism: Gossypium arboreum
Lineage: Eukaryota; Viridiplantae; Streptophyta; Magnoliopsida; Malvales; Malvaceae
Product: probable 1-acyl-sn-glycerol-3-phosphate acyltransferase 5
Exons: 4
Coding region: 265-1383 (372 amino acids)
Cellular component (GO): endomembrane system
Molecular function (GO): acyltransferase activity
Source: RefSeq, a predicted model, not a curated record